Trichosurus vulpecula (common brushtail) is the source of this 3588-nucleotide messenger RNA. RefSeq names its product protein bicaudal D homolog 2-like. The transcript is spliced from 6 exons. Bases 57 to 1958 code for a protein of 633 amino acids. NCBI's taxonomy places the organism in Eukaryota, Metazoa, Chordata, Mammalia, Diprotodontia, Phalangeridae. Gene Ontology annotation, biological process: protein localization to organelle; microtubule anchoring at microtubule organizing center; regulation of microtubule cytoskeleton organization. Gene Ontology annotation, cellular component: cytosol; Golgi apparatus. The record is from RefSeq and is a predicted model, not a curated record. Gene Ontology annotation, molecular function: dynein complex binding; dynactin binding; cytoskeletal adaptor activity.
GCAAAUGUAUAGAAACUGAAAAAGCCCUAUUGAAAGAUGAGGUCAAACAAUAUAAGAUGAAAGAAUUGCGUCAGCUGCAAGACACUGCAGAAUUGAAAGAAGAAAAUCUCUCCUUACAGAAGCAAAUUUCCUGUUUGAAGGAGACCCAGAUGGAGUAUGAAGGCUUAAGACGUGAAGUUCAGAGAAGAGAUGAAGAAAUUGAGCUUAGAAACAGUCGUCUGGCUGAAGUUACUCGACAGAAGGAGAUCUCUGACCAUCAUCUAGAGGAGGCCUUGGAAACCCUCCAGAGUGAACGAGAACAAAAAAAUGAGCUGCGCAGGGUUCUGUCUGGGUAUAUCAACACCUAUGAUUCUUUAGGGGCUCUGCCGACAAAUUUUGAUGACCUGAAUCAGUGUAAUGAUGACGGCCUGGGCAUUGGCUACAACAAUCAAAUCUUCAGGAACCGCCGAGAAAACAUGAUGUCCAUGCCUCAAAAUAGCAACAGCUCCAGGCCCCAGCCUGGUUUAGUGUGUGAUCUUUUGAGUGAGCUCAGUUUAUCAGAGAUUCAGAAACUGAACCAGCAGCUUCUGCAGGUUGAUCAUGAAAAGUCAUCGCUAUUAAGUAGUAUAAAAGAGUUGCAGACACAGCUUGAUAGUACGAAGGAUGCUCUGUCCAAACAGCAGGCUCAAAAUAACUACCUUCUUGAGCAAAUCCAGGCUUUAAACAAACGAUACGGCAGUAAUGAACUGGGUUUGCUCUUUGGAAAAGAUGGAGAGAAGAGCGGUGGCAGUGAACCCCAUGGCCUGGAACAUAGAUGUGCGGCAUCAAACUGUUCCCAAGUAGCCAGGCUGAAGACGGAACUUCAGGAGCUGAAUCAGAAAUACCAGGAUUUUGAAGCCAAGUACAAGCAGGAUACGGAGGCCUGGCAAGAAGAGUCUCAAAACCUAACAGAGAAGAUAAGAUUCUGGGCCAAAUCAGGUAAGCAGAAGCAAGAGAUCAUUACUAAUCUAGAGAAUGAGCUUCAGGCUUCAAGGAAACGGUCAUCAGAAUUUCAGAGCAAACUGACCCUAGCCCAGGAGGAGCUGCAGGUGAUUGCUGAAGAUCUGGCUAACAUGUAUCGCCGAGUUUGUGUCUGCAACAAUCUCUUACCUGAUCGUGGUCUAUUGGAUGGCUAUAAAGAUGGCCAAGGGGCCCCUGUCCAUACCUGCAAAAGGCAUGCCAAUGAUGUCGUGACCAAUGUGCGUAUGUGCCGAAGCCAGUCUAAUGAUCUCUUUGUGAAAGUCUUGUUUAGCCCUGAGUCAAGCACCGUGAAAAGUGGCAGCAGCAACCAGUCUGUUAGUGAUUCUCCUUGUGAAUCUGAUGGAGAAGAGUAUGACAAGGAACCUGAGAGUCUUUCCAACCAAAUUUCCAUUAUUGGAAGCCAGGUGAAGCAACUCCAGACAGCCCUGGCGAUCUCAUUGCGCAACAAGUCCCUCGAAGCCAUGUCAACAGAGUUGAAGGAUAAAAACGCUCUUGUUGAUGAAAUAAUGAAACUGAAGUCUCUGUUGAACACCCAAAGAGAGCAAAUAGCAACUCUGAGGACUGUCUUGAAGGCCAACAAGCAGGCUGCUGAAGGUGCCCUUUCCAACAUGAAACGCAAAUAUGAAGAUGAGAAGCUUGUGGUGUCAGACACCAUGAGUAAAUUAAGGCAUGAGCUGAAAGUUCUGAAAGAAGAUGCUGCUACUUUUUCCUCCCUUCGGGCGGUGUUUGCCAGCAGGUGUGAUGAGUAUGUUUUGCAGCUUGGUGAAAUACAGCAACAGCUUGCCGCUGCAGAAGAUGAAAAGAAGACAUUGAAAUCUUUGCUGAGCCUAGCGAUUCAGCAGAAACGGGCACUGACCCAGCGCUUGGAGGCACUGGAAACGCAGUCCACUGUGCCGCUGAACAGCCGAGCAAAGCUUGUUUCUGACCCUAAAGGGAGACCUUUCAAAAGUAACUGGUGAAAAAUGAAUAGCAUAAAGAAAGAAGACCUCCCCUUUUUCCAGCAAAGGGGAAGCAACAGUGUUGACAAGCAAACGGAUCUGCACAGGACUGGCAUUAACAUUGAGAUCAUCCAACUUAUCAGCUUUAAAUGGUUGUCCAAGAGUGUUUGAUGUCUUUUGGGAAGAUAUUCAAUGUGUUAUUUCAGUUACAGUAAAAAAAUAUAUCUAUAAUUGUUUUGAAAAUGCAGGCCAUUUAAAAUUGAUGCUUGAGAUUGUGUUGUGUUUAAGAGCUACAUUCUGCUGAUAUAUCAGUGGGCCUGCAUUUCUAGUUUUGAGUAGUAUUGUCCUGUGACUCCUUUGUGAAGAGUACCAUAUUCCCUGUUCCCGUGUUCAUGUGUGAGCCUGUCUCUUCAGAAAAUGUUAAAAAAAAUACUGAACCUUGAUGUUGCUCCUCUCCUAUGACUAAUUGCUGUUGGCUUUCAAGUCCAUUUCAAGCAAGACACAAAACCUUGCAUGUUUUAUGUUUACAAGUUAGUUUCUGUAUAAUUGGACAUACACUUGGUGCUAUUUGUACGGUGUUAGAAAUUGUCUGCAAAAGUAGUUUCUAUCAGUGUACGAGUGUACUGUGUACUGUUUUAAACUUUAAGAAAUGUAUUUGUGCAAAUCCUAAAUGGAAUGGAUUAUUCUAGGGGUAUUCAGGCAAAGAGCUGUCAUCUAAGGCCCCUGAAUAAGUGACAAGUAUUUGGGAUGCUUGGUAAUGCUGGAACUUGCUUAGAUUCUUGGGUAUAGGGGACCUUCUUGGAAAGGGAAGGUUCCAAAUGCAUGACUCUUUCUAGGUGAAAGCCAUCUGAAGCCCAAAGAGGGUAGAUCCUUAAAUUCAAGGAUUAGUCAAGUAACCCUGGUAAGGGGCUGCUUUAUGCAGACUCAGAAUUGUAUAGUUUUUUGUGGAAAGGUCUCUGGUUUUUUUCCUCCUCCAAUCCAGUCCCUUUAAGGUUGGGAAUUAGCCACCCACUGUUCUUAAUGGGAUUCUUUAGAUUCUGCCUGUAUCUUCUCUUGGGGAAAAAAAAGGUAAAUGAUGGGACAUUGAAUUCUUGCAGAGGAUGUUAUUUUGGUAACCCACUUUUAAAGCAUCUUUAAUAAGAGGAAACCCUUUCCUCUUCCUUUUCCUUCUUAAAGCGCAUGCUGGGUAUAGACUGAACACCUCAGGAGAGUUGGUGACUUGAAGGGUGGGUAUAGACUGAACACCUCAGGAGAGUUGGUGACUUGAAGGGUGGGUAUAGAAUGAACACCUCAGGAGAGUUGGUGACUUGAAGGGUGGGUGGUGCUGUUAACCACACACCCCCAAACGCUUAGUAUUACUUUGUGAGCCUUAGAGUAUUUUCAGUACCAGAAUGUGUUCUUGCCAGACUGCCAGCUGGCUACAAGGGGUACGGAAAGCUCUCUCUAACUAGAUCAGCCUGGCAAGAGAUAAGAGAAUAGUUUAAAUGGAAUGAAAGUAUAUCUACAUAUAUUUUUAAUGGAAAUAUUCAAAUAUCUAUUGUACUCUGUAUGAAGUAACACUCUCCAAAUCUCCCCUCUCAAUAUAAUGCAUGUUGAAGAGUCUUUUGUGUUAAGAAUGAAACUCAUAAAUAAAUUGUGUUAGUUGUCUGCA